AUGACCGAUGUGAGAGAUUGUAUGGGAAGAACUCUUUCGUAUCACUUGUCCAUGUGGCCAGCUGCUAAUGAUUCACAGUUGAAAAGGAUCAACCUCAUGGAUCAAGAUUGGGAGAGCGGAUAUACUGCGUUUCAUUUGUGUAUGCUAAGCUUCCAAUUAGAGAAAUGUUACAAGUUGUACGCAAGAAGCCUACAGGAUCCGCAUGAUGCUGGUAAAUCCUGGCAAAUAACUGAUAAAUCUGGUAUGUCACCUUUACUGCUAUUGCAAUCGAUGGUUAUGAAUAAGGCAGGGUAUAAGAGGAAACUACUCAAUAAGGAUGUCAAGAGUGGAAAAUCCUACUCCAGAUGUUUCAAUUUUGGUUCCAAUGUCAACAUGCAGUUAGGUACCGGUGAUAAUAAUGAUAGAUUAACCUCAUGGUAUGAAAUUGAUUCUUGGAAGAUGUGUGAUAAUGAUCUAAGAUUUAAAUCAUGCUGUAUGACCAAAUACUACUCUCUGUUAUUGAUGGUAGACAAGGAUGGAACAAAUUCAGCAUACAUCACUGGCCGUUCUACGAAAUUAAAUUUGUUUGGAAAAAGAGAUCUCUUCAGGUAUGUAAAAUUCUCUGACAAGAAAUUACAAGAUAUCAAGUGCUCCAAUCAUCAUAUAAUUGCCAAAACAACCAAUGGAAAUAUACUUUUAUGGGGGUCCAAUAAAUAUGGUCAAUUGGGUUUAAACCCUAAAACCACCGAGUUUUCAGAUCAACCCAAUUCAAUAGAGCUUGGACUCGGAAAAGAUGAUCUAAUCGCAUGUUCGAAUAUACACACAUGCGUGCUAUCAAAAUCUGGUUCAAUCAAAUCUUGGGGAUUAGACGUUGGUCAAUUUGGAUCUACUAGUAAAUUCAAAAAAGAGACCCCUUAUCUCGAUCAAAAAGGACAAAUUUCGCCACAACCAGUUACCUCGUUUUUACCAGCUGAUAUAAACGAGCCGACUGUUCUUGUCUGUACAGACCUCGUUACUUUUAUUUUAUGCGGUGGAAAUCGACUAUUUGCGCUUACGAAUUAUAGAAUAUUGACAGUUAAAACGACACCUUCACUGCACGAUUCUUUCGACAAGUUUUUCAGUCGAAAAUUUCAUGAUCAUCAAAUAGUUGAUAUCAAAUGCAAAGACUCACAUGGUAAAAACCUGAUGUUACUCUAUGAUGACGGUACCGUUGCUUGUAUUCCGGAUUUCAAAAAGUCACCUAUACCACAAUGUUUCUGGAGGCCGAAGUACUCCUGGGAUAAGUGUAUAUCUUUCGAUAUAGGCAGUGCUGGGCAGCUUAUUGUUUUAACUGCGAAAAGUGAUAUUUACUCAAGUCCUUUGUUAGGUCGUAAGUUCACCAAGUUACAAGAUAGUAUGGCAGGUGCCUCAUCUUGUCAGGUAUCUUGCGAUCCAUUGUUUGCUUCAUUCAAUGUUUUAACAGCCGAACAUACUGCAAUGAUUACUGAACCUGAUUUUAAACAACAAUCUAAUCUUAAGUUAAAUGACAAUUAUGACCUUGAUGUGAUAUUUAAUGGGAAAAGGUUGACAUCUUGCCAUAGGGCAAUACUUGCAGCCGCCCAGGAAAAGCUUUACUUGGAACUAAUAACUAAUGGAAAAAUUGUUUGGAGGAACAAAUUAGAAGCUAUUGAUAUGAAUCUAAGUACAGAAAAUGGUUAUGUGUGGACGCUCGAGAUCUUCGGACCUGAGGACUUCGGCAUUUAUUUCAAAAGCUGCAUUUCUUGUUAUUAUUCAGUCUCCGACGAAAAUAUGCAAGCUCUCAAUUGUGCAACUCUUCAGAACUUUAUUGAUGUCUAUUACUUACCGAGUUUUUUUACACAACCAAGUACUUUAGAAAGAAACAUCAAAAUUUCAAUACAACCUGAUUUUCCAGUCUCACCGAAUGUCACCCUUCUUUUAGAGGACGGUAAGAGUGUUCUGGCCUACUCAUUUAUUUUACAGGCCCAUUCUAUGUAUUUCAGAAGACUUUUCUCUCAAACCUGGUCAGCUAAUUUCAGCGAUCAUAAAGUGGACUGGACAGAUCUCUCUUAUGAUAUCUGCAGAAGCAUUCUUGAUUGCAUCUAUAAUAUAUCCUGUCAAAAGAAAUCUACUCAGGUACUUGAUAAAAUUGCAUUCAAUAUGGGACAUCAAAGGUAUCACGAUAGGUUAUUGCACAUGCUUGAAAUAUCAGAUAAAUUUAUGCUUUUGACGUUAGUCCAACAUAUAGAAAGCCAGUUGAUAUCAUCAGUUAAUUCAAACAAUGUUAUUGCUUUCUGGAUUGCAGCUAGCGACCUUAAUUUACCGGAUUUAGCCGCCAACUGUCAGGAGUAUAUCUUCAGGAAUCCUUCUGUCUUAUUUAGCUCUGACACCGUAGAGCAUAUCAUGCAAAACAUCACAUCAGAAAUGUGGAAAUCCAUUGAGCAAAAAUUUAGAACAGAAUUAGGCAUGUGCUCACAGGAAAGUUGGUAUUAUGGACCGAAAGCGUCAGAUUACAUUCGUCAACUGGAAAAGAAUAUUGUCGCUUUCAAUUCUCAUUUCAUCUCGGAGGAAAAUCCAUUGGAGAUUUUGGUAGACUCAGUUAUUUAUAAAAAGCAUAGACAAAAGAGUGGUUUAGAUGUAAGGAAACCCAGCAUCAGUAAAACUACACGAAGCUCAUCCAUCAAUGAGAAUCUGGUAAAUAUUAGAAAACCAAGCGCUGUAGCCCAGAAUUCGAUUGCUUGGAAUAAGUCAUAUAACAUGACAGAUUCCGCAAUUGAUGAUGACGAUGAUCAGUCUACUUUUGUUGAGGUUUCUAAGAAGAAGAAACGAAGACCAUCCAGCAUAACAAGAGCUGCUUCGAUAGAUGACAAAGCGGCGCAUGAAAUUCAUACCAACAUGGACGGGAACAGGUUACUGGUUCGCAAAAAUAGUUCAGAACAUUCAUUCCCUGCUCUUGGUGAAACGACUAACAAGUCAAAUAGUACCGUCAAGAUAAAAAUAAAGAAGGAAACUCAAAAAGAGAAAAUUAAACGGAUGGCUGAGGAAGCCAAAUUCCAGGAGAAGCCAAAUGAAGACAAGACUAAAGUUUGGGGCCAACAUAUGAGGAAGUCCCCGUUAACAAACAAACAAUCAACAAAAGUGACUGUAUCUUCGGAGGUAAAAAAUCUUUCAGGUGUAAAGCCAGCUUCGACCAAAUUUCCAACGUUGCAUGAAGCUGUGAAAAACGGGAAAAAGCCAACAGGUAUGGUCGCAAUUUCGGGUGACGGUACGAAGCAAACUAUGCCAUUAUAUGCCUCUACCAAGAGUAACUUAUCCUGGGUCGCUAAGGAAACGACACCCACACCAACAAAAUCUAUUCAGGAAGCUUUGGAGGAAGCAAAAUUUUUGAAGUGGUGGAAUGAAGAAUCACAAAGGAUACAAGCCCAACAAGCGGCGUCGGAGAUGCUAAUGGGAAUGGAGACCGGAAUCCCAUCUUCGAAGCCUGGUUCCCUUAAAAAAUCUUCUUCGAUACAAUCUAAUGGUAAACGCAAAAGUAAAUCAGCGGAUAAAUCUAUGCGUGGAAAUAACACAUCCAAAAUAUCGACAAAUCAACCUGAAAAGCAUGAUCAGACAUCCAAUACGAGUAACAAUCGAAGAAGAAGUUGCACAAAUCCAAAUAGACAAUCCUAA
Kluyveromyces lactis is the source of this 3645-nucleotide messenger RNA. RefSeq lists its product as uncharacterized. The record is from RefSeq and is a predicted model, not a curated record. Gene Ontology annotation, molecular function: protein binding. The transcript has a single exon. Lineage: Eukaryota; Fungi; Ascomycota; Saccharomycetes; Saccharomycetales; Saccharomycetaceae. The coding region runs from base 1 to 3645 and encodes 1214 amino acids.